Molecule: messenger RNA, 288 nt
Organism: Striga hermonthica
Lineage: Eukaryota; Viridiplantae; Streptophyta; Magnoliopsida; Lamiales; Orobanchaceae
Source: the annotation of a GenBank genome assembly
AUGUUGACCAUAUUACAGUUGACAUGGCCAUUAUUCAAGGUCAAAUUCUUUUGCACCUCCUUUUAUUUCGUCUGCCUCGAAGAUCUUGAUUUGGCUAGGCUGAGUCUACACCUGAACCACAUCCUCGAGCUUUGCAUCUCCAUCACCAACCACAACUUUGUCGGCUUUAGGUACACCAGCAACACCGCUCUCCGCUGCAAGGGUGGCAGCGUUGGCGAAGUUCCAAUCUCGUGCUCUUACGACACGCGCAACGCGUCCUGGAGACCCCCAGCAGGCAUCGCGACGUGA